This is a messenger RNA of Lathyrus sativus (Indian pea), 1404 nucleotides long. The record is from the annotation of a GenBank genome assembly. NCBI's taxonomy places the organism in Eukaryota, Viridiplantae, Streptophyta, Magnoliopsida, Fabales, Fabaceae.
AUGGUCAUGGAAGCUCUGCUCAAAAUUGCAGUGCUCUUUUUCUUCCUCCAUCUCUCCAUUCCUGUUAACUCGUCUCCUUCUCAACACCUUCAGAUCAUCAAUGCCGAACGCAGGAUUGACCUGAAUUCUCACAUUAUUAAGGUGUACUUGACGUUGAAGGUUGAAAACUCAGGCACUUCUCCUACUUCAGAAGUACAUCUUGCCUUUUCACCUGCUGAAGCCGAACAUCUAGCAGUAGUCAAAGCUGCAGCAACUACCGGGAAGAAGAAGAAGAAGACCUAUGUUCCUCUUGAUGUUAAAUCCGCUGAGAUACCUGAUGGACCAAAUGGAACUAAAUUUUUCGCUAUAACCUUGUUAACUCCACUCAGUAAAGGUGAAUCGAUAACACUUGAGGUGCUUUACUUAUUGACACAUUCUCUGGAACCUUUCCCAGUAGAAAUUAGUCAAUCCGAUUCGCAGUUGGUCUAUUUCCGUGAUAGUGCAAUAUUAUUGUCUCCCUAUCAUGUCAAGGAACAGACAACUUUCAUCAAGACACCAAGUGCUCGGGUAGAAUCAUUCACAGUAUUGGAGCCCACUAAACGAGCUGGUUCAGAGCUAAGAUAUGGGCCAUAUGACAGUCGUACCCCGUAUUCAUAUUCUCCUGUACUUGUUCAUUUUGAAAAUAACAAUCCCUUUGCCGUUGUCGAGGAGCUGGAACGUGAAAUUGAAAUAUCUCACUGGGGAAGCAUACAGGUCAUAGAGCGAUACAAACUGGUUCAUGCUGGUGCUAGACACAAAGGUGUUUUUUCAAGGGUUGAAUAUCAAACUAGAUCAGGUGCUAGUGGUGUUUCUUCAUUUAAAAGUCUUCUUGCAAAACUACCCCCUAGGGUUCACUCAGUAUACUACCGGGAUGAAAUAGGCAAUAUUUCUUCUUCACAUCUACGUACAGAUUUUCUAAAGUCAGAACUUGAAUUUGAACCUAGAUAUCCUCUAUUUGGAGGCUGGAAAUCCACCUUUCUCAUUGGUUAUGGACUACCAUUGCAAGACUUCCUUUUUGAGUCUUCGGACGGCAGAAGAUACCUCAAUUUUACUUAUGGUUGCCCUCUUGCUGAGACCGUGGUUGACAAGUUGAUUAUAAAGGUUGUGCUUCCAGAGGGAUCGAAAAAUCCGGAAGCCGUGAUUCCUUUUCAAGUAGAUCAACAUCUAGAGACCAAGUAUUCAUACCUUGACAUUGUGGGAAGGACUGUGGUGGUUCUAGAAAAGAGAAAUGUUGUUCCUGAGCAUAACAUCCCUUUCCAGGUAUACUACAAUUUUAACCCUAUAUUCAUGCUUGCUGAGCCAUUGAUGCUUGCAUCUGUUUUUUUCCUGCUUUUUGCGGCGUCUGUGGCAUAUUUACAUAUGGAUAUUUCCAUUCGCAAGUCAUGA